Messenger RNA from Parastagonospora nodorum SN15, 204 nucleotides. RefSeq lists its product as hypothetical. NCBI's taxonomy places the organism in Eukaryota, Fungi, Ascomycota, Dothideomycetes, Pleosporales, Phaeosphaeriaceae. The record is from RefSeq and is a predicted model, not a curated record. The coding region runs from base 1 to 204 and encodes 67 amino acids. The transcript is spliced from 2 exons.
AUGGCGCAUGGUAUUGAAGGGAAGUUGCACCUCCGGAAAACGAGAUUCAGGUCAGCGACACCCCACGUGAACCAGUCCUUCGACUCUUCCAUCAAAGCCCGACCAUCUUCACCCGGUGAGAAUGACACGUCAAACUUUGAGACCAAUUCCACGAGCGCUAGUCUUAGCUCCAUGAGAGCAAGUUGCUUCCCGAUACAUGCGUAG